Messenger RNA from Ricinus communis (castor bean), 2472 nucleotides. RefSeq names its product F-box/LRR-repeat protein 3. The record is from RefSeq and is a predicted model, not a curated record. Gene Ontology annotation, molecular function: protein binding. Gene Ontology annotation, cellular component: SCF ubiquitin ligase complex. Gene Ontology annotation, biological process: SCF-dependent proteasomal ubiquitin-dependent protein catabolic process. Lineage: Eukaryota; Viridiplantae; Streptophyta; Magnoliopsida; Malpighiales; Euphorbiaceae. The transcript has 8 exons. The coding region runs from base 137 to 2146 and encodes 669 amino acids.
UUUUCUGUUAAACGGUUAUUUCUGAGCCUCAGAAAUCUCUCUCUUCUUAUUUGUAAACACCAUUACUUCUCUUCCUUCUUUGAAAAACAAAAUCCAAACCCAAAUAAAAUCUUCCUUUCAAAUCUUCAUUUUAGCCAUGAAAAGGCAGAAAACCAUUGAAUUCAAUACCAUCAACAAUAAUAAUUUGUUUGAUCUUUUAUCUGAAGAAAUCAUUUUCUCAAUCUUAGAGUUUCUUGAUACAAAUCCACUUGACAGAAAGUCAUUUUCUUUAGUUUGCAAAUCAUUUUACACUAUAGAAUCUAAACACCGCAAAAUUCUCAAGCCUUUACGCCAAGAACACCUCCCAAGAAUCCUCAACAGAUACCCACAUGUAACUCAUCUCGAUCUUUCUCUCUGUCCUCGAAUAAAUGACAGUUCUCUAACUAUAAUCUCAAACUCUUGCAAGAAUUCGUUGAAGUCUAUUGAUCUUUCGCGUUCUAGAUUCUUUUCUUAUAAUGGAUUGACGAGUUUGGCUUUGAAUUGCAAGAAUUUGGUGAAUAUUGACUUGUCAAAUGCAACGGAGCUGAGAGACGCGGCGGCUUCUGCGGUGGCUGAAGCCAAGAAUCUUGAGAGAUUGUGGUUAGGGAGGUGUAAGUUGAUUACCGAUAUAGGUGUUGGGUGUAUAGCUGUUGGUUGCAAAAAGCUGAGGUUAAUUAGCUUGAAAUGGUGUUUAGGCGUUACUGAUUUAGGGGUUGGUUUGAUUGCUGUUAAGUGUAAAGAGAUCCGAAGUUUGGAUCUUUCUUAUUUACCGAUUACGAAUAAGUGCUUACCUUCCAUUUUGAAACUUAAAUCCCUUGAAGAUUUAGUUCUGGAAGGAUGCUUUGGUAUUGACGACGAGAGCCUUACAGCCUUCAAGCAUGGGUGCAAGUCACUGAAGACACUUGAUAUGUCAAGUUGUCAGAACAUUAGUCAUGUUGGUUUGUCUUCCCUCAUCGGCGGUGCUGGAGGUUUAGAGCAACUGACUUUAGCAUAUGGCUCUCCUGUCACCCUAGCGCUCGCUAAUAGUCUGAAACAGCUUUCAGUAUUGCAAUCUGUGAAACUAGAUGGUUGCAUGAUUACCUCUGCUGGAUUGAAGGCCCUUGGAAAUUGGUGUAUAUCACUAAAGGAGCUGAGCUUAAGUAAAUGUGUGGGAGUGACAGAUGAAGGUCUCUCCUGUCUUGUAACAAAACAUAGAGACUUGAGGAAGCUAGACAUCACGUGUUGCCGAAAGAUAACUGAUGUUUCUAUUUCCCACAUUACAAGUUCAUGCACGAAUCUCACUUCUCUCAGAAUGGAGUCAUGCACCCUGGUUUCUAGAGAAGCAUUUGUCCUGAUUGGACAGCGAUGCCAGUUGCUUGAGGAGCUUGAUUUAACAGAUAACGAGAUUGAUGAUGAAGGUCUAAAGUCGGUUUCUAGUUGUUUGAAACUCGCCAGCUUGAAAUUAGGAAUUUGCCUAAACAUAAGUGACGAGGGACUUGCUUAUGUUGGCAAGCACUGCACAAGACUCACCGAGCUUGAUUUGUAUAGGUCUGCUGGAGUAACAGAUACAGGCAUUUUAGCAAUUGCUUCUAGCUGUCUUGACCUUGAGAUGAUAAAUAUGUCCUACUGCAGAGAUAUUACAGAUAGUUCUUUGAUAUCACUUUCAAAAUGCAAGAAGUUGAACACGUUUGAAAGUCGAGGAUGUCCUUUAAUAACUUCUUUGGGUCUAGCAGCCAUUGCUGUGGGGUGUAAGCAAAUCACUAAGUUAGACAUAAAGAAGUGUCACAGUAUUGAUGAUGCUGGGAUGCUUCCGCUUGCUCUUUUUUCUCAAAAUCUCAGACAAAUAAAUUUGUCAUACAGCUCAAUUACGGAUGUGGGGCUGUUGUCCCUUGCCAGCAUCAGCUGCUUGCAAAACAUGACAGUCUUGCACUUGAAGGGCUUGACUCCUAGUGGAUUGGCAGCUGCCUUGUUGGCAUGCGGAGGACUAACAAAAGUGAAGCUCCAUGCAUCUUUUAAAUCCUUGCUUCCCCAGCCUCUUUUUGAACAUUUGGAAGCACGUGGUUGUGUAUUUGAAUGGAGAGACAAAGAGAUUCAGGCUGAAUUGGAUCCAAAGUGCUGGAAAUUACAGUUGGAAGAUAUGAUUCCAUGAAGAAUAUAGAAGCAGGGAGAUCAAGCUUCUGAGGUUAGCAAUAUCUAUAUGCAUGGAGUCCUUGCUGCAAAAUCCCAUAGCAUGUUGGAAUUUUGAGGGUGCAUUGUCAGGUUGUGGUUAGCAUGUUGGAAUUUUGAGGGUGCAUGUGAUGUUAGGUUGUGCUUAGUCAGGAUUUGAUUUGAUGUAAUUAUCAUGUUAGCCCCUCUGAAAUUAAUGCCUUCUACGGACAAAAUGGCAAAUUCAGGAUGUUUUUUAGCCUCUUGUAAACAUGGAACCCAAAAAGGGUUGGAAAAUGAAGUAAAAUGUAUGUUGUUUAAUUUUCAGUA